AUUACUUAUGAACUUAAAGUUGCUUAGUUAUGUACUAUUAUUUCCACAAUUUCAGUUUUGAGAAAGGAUGAUUUGGAACAAUGUGUACGAGAAAGGCUUAGUCGAUGUGAUGCAUGAUCACAAAGAUAAUCCAAAAUUCAAAGGUCAAAAGGGUUGGAAUCGUGAUGGAUGGAAUAGUAUCACUACCAAGUUCAAUGAAAAGUUCCCUCUAUCUCAUUUCUCUAAACAACAACUGCAAGAGGAGAGAGAGCUUAAAGGAUACUACAAGGCAAUAAGGGAUUCAAGAAAAAAAAGUGGGGUUGGUUGGAAUGACACCCUAUGCAUGGUACUGGCUGAACCAGAAGUUUGGCCAAGGCUGAUUCGUGUGUCAAAGUUUUGCAACAGGCCAUUCCCUCUUCUUUACAAUUUAGAAGGGCUAUAUGAAGGUGCUGUGGCUACUAGAGAGUUAAAUUUCACAUCAACUCUUGUUGAUCUUCCUCCACCUUCAACUCCAUCUAGGAGUGUCUCUAGACAAAGUCUCAAUCCCUUGAGUACUAAUUCACUUGAUUUGGAUGGACAAGAAACCACAAGUGUGCUCAAUCUGUCUACUAAUGCUCAAUCUGUUCCAGUCAAUACUAAUGAACACACUGAAGCUCAAUUUGUCCCAUCUAAUCAAGAAUCAAGCCAGAGAGAAGGUGGCAGUGGGAGAAAGCGUAAGCAAAGCCAUGUUGGAUUAGCUCUUGAAAGGUAUGUGGAGUUUAAAAAGAUCCAAACUACAGAAACACUUGAAACUCUUAAAGAUCAGAAGAGGCAGGAGGAACAAUUUUCCAUUAGCAAUUGUCAGGUUGAAUUGAAAGGAAUGGAUGGAUUAACAGCCAAGGACAAAUCAUACGCUUUGGUGCUUUUUGAAUCUGCGAUAAAUAGAGAGGUUUUCUUAGCAACAAUAGAGCAUGAUGUUACAGAAAUUUGGCUCAAGCGCAAAAUUAAGUUGCUUAGAAGUAGUGUGUAG
This is a messenger RNA of Zea mays, 988 nucleotides long. RefSeq lists its product as uncharacterized. The transcript has 4 exons. The coding region runs from base 68 to 988 and encodes 306 amino acids. NCBI's taxonomy places the organism in Eukaryota, Viridiplantae, Streptophyta, Magnoliopsida, Poales, Poaceae. The record is from RefSeq and is a predicted model, not a curated record.